Messenger RNA from Astrephomene gubernaculifera, 3243 nucleotides. NCBI's taxonomy places the organism in Eukaryota, Viridiplantae, Chlorophyta, Chlorophyceae, Chlamydomonadales, Astrephomenaceae. The record is from the annotation of a GenBank genome assembly.
CGCCGCUGUCGUCGUCAUCCCUGUACGGCAGCCCUUCACGCCGUACAUCUAGCACCGAAGGAGGCAGCUCCUUACCGAUGCUGGCACCCUCUGGCGGCCCCCCGGGUCCCUCGGCGGCCCAUGCCGCUACCACUGCUGUGUUUCCAGCCACCGCCGCCGCCGCUGCAUCCCUUGGCCCCUCCAGUUCCGGCACCGCAUGCUCUCCCUCGGCGUUGAUACCCCCGGGAGCAACCGCACAGGCAGCGACCGCACCAACGGACGGGGGCUCGCACCCUUUGCAGCAGCAGCAGCGGCGUGCUCGCUUUACCACAGACCUGCAGACCAUCGUAUCUGGGACGCACCCACACAUCUACGACUCCGAAGUCGGUCCCCCGCUUGACCCACCGCCGCACCCCCUGCCUCCGCACCCUCCCUCACAUGCUCACUGCCAGCAGCACCAGCAGCAGCACGCAGCACCGGAGCAACCGGUGCAAUCUCAUUCGCAGCGCGUGAAGCAGCACGAGGGCACACCGAUACCCGCCGCCACGCCCAAUCGUCACCACCCGCACGACUGCGCAUCCGCACAGCACAGCCCCUCAGCAGGGAAGCUGCCGCUGCUGCUGCCCCCGCCGCCGCUGCUGUUUCUCGGAGGGAACCACCCUUCCUGGGUUGCACACGUGGAACAUCGCGAGGACCGCUGGUGCCCCUCAUCUCCCGCCGGCAUCCCUCCCAGACACCCACUGCUACCCGCACACCCGGGCUACCAGGGCUACCACUACCAUAACGCCCUGUACGAAGCAGAAGCUGACAGCAGACAGCCCACCACAGGACCCGCCUCUCAAGGCAUUCGCAGCCCCGCCACUGGCGCCGCGUUCAUCCCCACCACGGGUGUUGCAUCCCCCAUACCCUGCCCCAUGCGCUCGGUAACCCAUACCAACAGCGGCAGCGGGAUCUGCAUUGGCAGCCUGCCCAGCGGCGCCGGAUGUGUACUCGCCGGCAGCAGCUACGGCAGCAGCGCAACAGCCCUCAUCAUGAAGCUAGCGGGGACAACCACUGCAGGGUCUCCAGUCGACUCGCCGUACGGCAGUACGGCAUGCAGCCGUACGGCCUCCCCACGUGUGCUUGUAUCCGGCGGCAGCGGCUGCUGCACCCCGGCGGGUCCGCCCAGGCGCAGCCUGCUGCGGAGCGUUUCUGCCGCUGCGGCUGUUGAGAGAGGCAGCGGCCGCCUGGUGUACGGCAGUACGGCAGUGGCGGCGGAAGGCGGGAGGUUGGCACAAGACGCGGCAGGCGUAGGCCCCGUGCUGCUAUCGCGGCAUUCCUCGGCUCGCGCGAGGUUGAAUGCGGCGGGCGAUGGGUGCGGGUCCCCAGUGUCGGCGCGCGGAGAUGGGGAACGCGUCAUGAAGGGUUUCGGUGUACGAUCGACUGUUGCUCAGCUGCUGCUGUACGACAGAGCUGGCGGUGACGUUGUAGGUAGCGGCAGCAACGGCAGCUUUGGAGACAUCCUGGCCGCUCCAGAGACGCGCAUGCACUGCUCCCCAGUCAACUCCCCCAAGCACUCCCUGCCCGUACGGCAACAUCCCAGUGCAACAUCAUCAUCUGCAGUGGGCGCUGCAGGGCUGAGUGGGCUGUACGGCGGAGAUCCAAACACCUCCUGGACCUACUCCUCUGCAACAGCCGCGACGCAUGCGUUGACACAGUCCGGACAGCCUAGUCUGCUGCAGCACCCGGAGCAGUCGGGCGCGUUUGUGGGGUUGGCGGCGGUUAGGCCGUCAGACGCAUUUUCGGGGUUGGAGGCGGUUAGGCCGUCGGACGACAAGGUAUACGGACAUUCGUCAUUGCAUGCGCAUGCAUGCACUGCUGUACUUCCGGCAUCAUCGCAAGCGGCGGAGAGUCCUAAUGUGGCAACGCCGAGCACGGCAGCAGGGGUGCAGCGGACAUCCGCCUCCGGGUGCCCGGGAGGCAGCGCGGGCUGCAGCCCGGGUGUCAAGGAAGGAGCGGCGGCAGCUGUCACUGCCGCCGCCGCUGCAGCGACAGCAUUUGUUUGUACGGCAGCAGUUGCCGAGGCGGGAGACGCUGCCGCUGCUGCCGCCUGGGGAGCCGUCGCCGCCAUUGCCUUGGGCUCCCAAGAUAAUGACCCCGGCGUCGCCUCCAGCGCAGUUUCCCGCCACUCGGCCUCCCCUUGCAACUCCAAACAACUCCUGCGCCUGCAGCAGCAGCAGCAGCAGCAGAAGGAGCCGCGUAAGGGACAGCAGCAGCAGCAGCGGUGCCAGCAGGACGCGAAAGAGGGGGCCGAGGAUGAGGGGAGGCAGCAGUUGAGGUUGGAGCCAGCAGAGAGCGUGGAUCUAGAUCUCAAUCCGAAUGAGAUCCAGGUCUUCCGAGACGGCUUGUUGGGCCAGGGCGCAUUCGGAGCCGUGUACCGGGGAGUCUACCGGAGGGACACGGUGGCGGUGAAACUGCUCAACGGUACGGUGGUUGAUGGCCGGGCGCUGCAACGGGACAUGGCCUCAUUCCAUGCCGAGAUGUCCAUCCUCAGUCGUCUGCGGCACAGGAACAUCGUACGGCUGUACGGCGGCUGCAUGCGUCCGCCACACAUCUUCCUUGUCAUGCAGCUCAUGCGUCAGAGCCUGGACUCCCUCAUACACCACUCCCCGCGGCGCCUUACACUGCUGCGGGCUCUGGAGGUGGCGCGUGACGUGGCCGCCGGGCUGUCGUACCUUCACAACCUGCACCCCACUGUCGUACAUCGGGAUCUCAAACCGGCCAAUAUCCUCAUUGACGAUGCGGGUAUUGCCAAGAUUUCGGAUUUUGGAUUGGCGAGGUACAAGUUCCAGACGUAUCUGUCCACACGUACACCCGACCAGGGAAGCGUUGCGUACAUGGCACCAGAGUGCUUUAACACGGACAUCGGAGGCCUGGGACCCAAGACAGACGUGUAUAGCUUCGGUGUGCUACUGUGGGAGCUGUUGUCCGGAGAAUACCCCUGGCGCGGCGAGAGCAACGUACGCAUCAUAUACAUGGUCGCGAUCGACAACCAGCACCUGCCCCUGCCGCCCGACGACGGCUCGCCCUUCGACGCCGCCGCUCUCGUGGCCGCAGCCACCGGUCGCGCCUCCUCAUCUUCCGUUGAUGCAAGUGGCGGCGGCGGCCGCUGCCCUUCCGAGCUGCUGGUGGUGCCGCCGCCGCUGCGAGAGCUGCUGCGGCGCUGCUUCAGUCGUCAGCCCGGGGAGCGGCCGGACAUGCGGGAGGUGGUGCGAGUGAUGGAGG